Molecule: messenger RNA, 1963 nt
Organism: Pseudomyrmex gracilis
Lineage: Eukaryota; Metazoa; Arthropoda; Insecta; Hymenoptera; Formicidae
Product: transmembrane protein 26
Exons: 6
Coding region: 38-1555 (505 amino acids)
Source: RefSeq, a predicted model, not a curated record
UUAUCGAAGAGAUACGAAGAACCGUACAGCUGAAAUUAUGGCAAAGUUUUUGGCAACAAUUAAGGCGAUAAUUACGCGUCUGGUGUUCGCGUCACACGGAUUUAUCGCUAUCUGGCAGGUAACGACAUUCAAGAAGAACCCGUUUUUCUGGUACCUCAGCUGCCCGAUCUUGUUGCUGUUCUUCGAGGGUAUUUUCACGCUUACCAUAAAGGAAAAUCAGGAAUGGAAGUGGUUUUGUCCGUCUGUGUUUCUCUAUCUCAGCAGCGUGGUACCCGCGAUCUGGCUGCUGGAGCUCGACAAGGUGGACAGGAGACUGAAGUCUCGCGAAUCGGAUAUCAACAUAUCCGAGAAUUUCGAUUUGUCCAAUUUAGCAGCUGGCGAUUUGAAACAUUUAGAAGAAGCCUUGGGCGUUGAUAUUCAAUUACCCGACAUACAGAUUUCGACAGAAACAUGGGUCACUCUGAUCGAACAGUUUUUAAUGCUGAUCCUGAUAAUCGGUCGGUGGAUGUUGCCGAAGGGAGACUUAACUCGCGAUCAGCUAAGUCAGCUUUUGUUGGUCUACAUUGGCACAGCGGCUGAUAUCAUCGAAUUCUUCGACUCCUUCAAAGAAGACAAAAUAGCGCGUGAACCCGUGCUUGUUUAUCUGACUCUGGGCAUCUGGGCUUGGUCUUUGAUGCAAUUCACAGUUGUGCUAACUGCCACCAAGUCGAGAAAGUCCCGAUUGUCGUCCGGUACCGUCGCCAGAAAAAAGAUUCGCUCAACGGAGACCAGUUGUUGCAGCAUCGACGUGUGGGGAAUCGCCCUGAACAUGAUUCUUCAAGACGGACCGUUUCUGGCGUUCCGUUUGAUAUUGAUAAUUCAUUACCGAAUAGUUAGUUAUAUGAAUAUAUUCUUUACGUGUAAGAACACGCUGGUGAUAUUGCUGCAAUUGUAUCGACUUUACGUGGUACAAAGUGAGAACAAGAACAAACGGACAAGCAAGAAACGUAAAAUAGAGAUGUCGAACAUCAGCAUUAUUUCUCGAGGCGACAUGUACAGGGACGCGAGGGUGCGAAGUUCGCGAGAUGAUAAGUAUAGAAGACGACGCGAUAAGGACGUGGAAGCGAAUUAUAGCGAAAGCGAAGAAUCAUUGGAAGAUGUCGACAAAUUCGACUUAUCUCCAAAGAAUGUUGCUCGUUUCAAACGAAAAAACCGCCAAGAUACCGGAUACUCGACAUCGAGCUCUCGCAAUUCCAGCAAACAUGAUAGAUCGCGAAAACGCGAAGGAAAAAAAUCGUCGCAUAGGGAGGAAACGAGACGCGGCGCUUCCGAAGACGAGAAGCGCAAGAGAAGGGGAGACAAAAAAUAUUCGGAGACAGCCGAGAAAAAGUCGAUGAAAAAACGAGAUAACAAUGAUUCCGAUAAGAGCUCCGAUCGAAAGUUCGACAGUGAAAAUGAAUCGUCCAACGAGGAAUUGACCGAAAGUAAGACCGUCAGCGAGGACAGCGAAUUGGAAUUCGACAGAAAGAGCACUCAUAAAUAUAAACAUCGAAAGCGGAGGCAGGACAGAGACUGACAACGACAGAUGAGCAUUGUAGCAUUGUUAUUAAUCUAUUCCGCAAUUCUAGUCGUUUGUAUUCUUCUUUUACACGCUGAAAUCAACGGCGGCGUGGUGCUAAUCACGAAAACGGAACGCUCUCAUCGUAAAGAUUCGACGUAAUUAAGUUUUAUAAAUAUAAACAAGAGAAUUUGUUUAUGUAUGUUAUCGGAGUGAAGUAAAAUAUUUUUUACUCUCUUAUAUACAAGUAAAUUUUUGUUUGCAUUUCUGUAUGUACGCGCACACGUAAUAUAUGUGUGUAAGUAUAUAUAUAAUGUACAUAAAUAAUAUUUAAUUAGUUGGAAAAAACGGCUUGAUAAUUCAAAAUAAAAUUAGGAUAUUUUUAAUCUUUUUAAAAAGAAAUCACUACCACCUGUGGACUAUUGA